This is a messenger RNA of Otolemur garnettii (small-eared galago), 403 nucleotides long. RefSeq names its product 60S ribosomal protein L15-like. NCBI's taxonomy places the organism in Eukaryota, Metazoa, Chordata, Mammalia, Primates, Galagidae. The record is from RefSeq and is a predicted model, not a curated record. Gene Ontology annotation, cellular component: ribosome; cytosolic large ribosomal subunit. The coding region runs from base 17 to 403 and encodes 128 amino acids. The transcript is spliced from 2 exons. Gene Ontology annotation, biological process: cytoplasmic translation. Gene Ontology annotation, molecular function: structural constituent of ribosome; RNA binding.
CAUCAGGUGAGCCACGAUGGGUGCAUACAAGUACAUCCAGGAGCUGUGGAGGAAGAAGCGGUCUGAUGUGAUGCGCUUUCUUCUGAGGGUCCGCUGCUGGCAGUACCGCCAGCUCUCUGCGCUCCGCAAGGCUCCCUGCCCCACCUGGCCGGAUAAAGCGCGCAGACUGGGAUACAAGGCUAAACAAGGUUAUGUUAUAUACAGGACUCGCGUGCGCCGUGGUGGCCGCAAACACCCAGUUCCUAAGGGUGCAACCUACGGCAAGCCUGUGCAUCAUGGUGUUAACCAGCUCAAGUUUGCUGGAAGCCUUCAGUCUGUUGCUGAGGAGCAAGCUGGACACCACCGUGGGGCUCUAAGAGUCCUGAAUUCUUACUGGGUUGCCUCAAGCUAUCACCCUGGGUAG